Molecule: messenger RNA, 1824 nt
Organism: Nipponia nippon (crested ibis)
Lineage: Eukaryota; Metazoa; Chordata; Aves; Pelecaniformes; Threskiornithidae
Source: RefSeq, a predicted model, not a curated record
AUGCUUCAGGAAGGCGCACACGGAAAAUGGACAGUAUCUAGCAGUGAUGAAAGUACUGAGGAAAAUUCUGACAGUGAAAAACCCUCUACAUCUUUGCUAUCAGAUGCUGCACGUGGCAGAACAAGCGAGCCACAAUAUCCAUGCUCUGAAGCUAGGAAAGCUGCUCACAAGAGAAAAGCUUCUCCCUUGAAGCUCAGUGAUAAAAAAACUUCUACAGAAAUACCUCCAGCAGAAAAACAGAGAACUAGCCAAGAAGGCUUAGGCUGGUGUCUUUCUAGUAGUGAUGAAGAGCCUGAAGAUCAGGAAAAGCAUGCCCACAAAGAAACGCUGAAAGAAGAAAAAUGUGAUGCACCCAAAGAACAUCCUCUGAAUCUUUGCAAAGAUGAUGAAAUCUCAGAGAAUCAGAAAGCAGAGGAGUAUGAUGAAACACUCAGUGAAACCCAAGAUACCUGGGAUUUGUUGAAUGGAGGAAACCCUUUCAGGUUUUUUCUCACUAAAGUCAGAGGAAUUGAACAGAGCUAUAAUUCUGGAGCCCUGCACAUAAAAGAUAUUUUGUCUCCUCUUUUUGGGACUCUCAUGUCUUCUGCCCAGUUUAACUACUGUAUAGAUGUGGGAUGGCUUGUAAGACAGUAUCCACAGGAAUUCAGGAAGAAGCCAUUGUUGAUAGUUCAUGGCGAAAAGAGAGAAUCCAAAGCUGAACUGCUUGCACAAGCACGCCCUUAUGAGAACAUUAGCUUUUGUCAGGCUAAACUGGAUAUUGCAUUUGGAACUCACCAUACGAAAAUGAUGUUGUUGUCAUACGAAGAAGGUCUUAGAGUUGUGAUACAUACAUCCAAUCUUAUUGCUGAAGAUUGGCACCAGAAGACUCAGGGAAUAUGGCUAAGCCCUUUAUAUCCAAGGCUACCUCAGGGAUCAAGUGAUUCUGCUGGUGAAUCGGAAACUAAUUUUAAAUCUGACCUAAUAAGUUACUUGAUGGCUUACAAUUCUCCUGCGCUUAAGGAAUGGAUAGAUCUGAUUCAAGAACAUGAUUUAUCAGAGACCAGAGUGUAUCUGCUUGGUUCUACCCCUGGACGAUAUCAAGGUAGUGAUAAAGAAAAGUGGGGUCAUCUUAGGCUCAGAAAGCUUUUGAAAGAGCACGCUUCAUCAAUACCAGCACGGGAAUCCUGGCCUGUUGUUGGUCAGUUCUCAAGCAUUGGUUCAAUGGGAGCUGAUGGGUCCAAAUGGCUGUGCUCAGAGUUCCAGGAGAGCCUGGUGGCUGCAGGCAGCAGUGUGACAACUCUCCUUAAAUGUGAUGUUCCAAUUCAUUUGGUUUAUCCUACUGUGAACAAUGUGAGACAAAGUCUGGAAGGCUAUCCCGCUGGUGGCUCACUUCCAUACAGUAUACAGACAGCACAGAAACAGCUGUGGUUGCAUUCCUAUUUUCACAAAUGGUCAGCAGAAAUCUCGGGUCGAAGUCAUGCUAUACCUCACAUUAAGACAUACAUGAGACCCUCUCCUGACUUCCAGAAGAUUGCAUGGUUCUUAGUUACAAGUGCCAAUCUAUCUAAAGCAGCUUGGGGAGCUCUGGAGAAAAAUGGUACCCAACUGAUGAUUCGUUCUUAUGAACUUGGAGUCCUUUUCUUGCCUUCAGCGUUUGGAUUGGAUAAAGGUUACUUUCACGUGAGAGGGAAAAUGCUUUCAGAAAGUAAUGAUUCAGCAACAUAUUUUCCUGUACCUUAUGACCUGCCACCAGAACAGUAUGGAAGCAAAGAUCAACCAUGGAUUUGGAAUAUUCCUUACACUAAUGCCCCCGAUACACAUGGAAAUAUGUGGGUUCCAUCGUGA